Messenger RNA from Pomacea canaliculata, 2296 nucleotides. RefSeq lists its product as uncharacterized. NCBI's taxonomy places the organism in Eukaryota, Metazoa, Mollusca, Gastropoda, Architaenioglossa, Ampullariidae. Gene Ontology annotation, biological process: L-ascorbic acid biosynthetic process. The record is from RefSeq and is a predicted model, not a curated record. Gene Ontology annotation, molecular function: calcium ion binding; enzyme regulator activity; gluconolactonase activity.
UUGUAAGCUCACGUGACUUGCAUGUGACCUGUACAUCAGUCUCGCUGGAGGCGGAGCCGUUAAGAGUGCUGGCAGCAGGUCCCCCUCCUUUCACCAGAGCCUCGUCACUGCCUGAACCCGACACAGUAGAUUGAACUUACACCAUCAGUCGCCAUGGCCUCGCCCUAUGUGGAGGUAGCGGUCAAGAACAGCUGCACGACUAUUGGCGAGGCUCCUCACUGGGACGAGGCUUCACAGAGUCUCCUCUACGUGGACAUCACAAGUCUGGACGUUCAUCGCUGGGACUCCGUCAGCGGGGAGGACAGCAAGGUCCAUCUCAAGGACACCGUCAGCUUCGUGGUUCCCCGACGGCGCGGUGGAUACAUCAUCGGCCUGGGUCGUCGCCUGUCGUUGCUGGAGUGGGAAACAGGUACAGUCACAGAUAUCACAGAGGUGGACCGCGACACCGGCAACCGCUUCAACGACGGCAAGUGUGACGCCAAGGGUCGCCUGUGGGCAGGUACGAUGGGCAUCAUCUCAAGACCACCGCAUCCUGCCAUGGGGUCGCUGUAUAGUCUUGAUGUUGACCGCACGUUGAAGAAGCAGCUGCCGGACAUCUACCUCUCCAACGGACUGGCCUGGUCUGGUGACAACCGGACCAUGUUCUACAUUGACUCUCCCAUCAAGAAAAUCUACGCCUUCGACUUUGAUGUCGAGAGCGGCAGCAUCAGCAAUCAGCGGGUGGCUGUUGACUUUAAAGAUUUACCUGCCUCUGUCAGUGGAGUUCCGGAUGGGAUGACAGUAGAUGCUGAGGACAAGCUGUGGGUGGCAUGCUUCGGGGGAGGACAGGUGUGCAGAUUUGACCCUGAAACAGGCGCACUGUUGACCAGUGUGGAGCUGCCGGCCUCGCAGGUGACGUCCGUGUGUUGGGGCGGCAAGGACCUGGACGAGCUGUACGUCACCAGCGCGCGCAUCAACAGACCAGACGUCUACUUCUUUGAAGAAGAGCCUCUGGCCGGCUCUGUCUUCAGAGUCAAAGGCCUCGGUGUGAAAGGACGACCUGCCUUUGUGUACGAGGAAAUACUUCUUCGCCACAUUGUAAAUACCUGGGUAAAUAUGACGUCCCCUAAAGUGGAGGUAGUGGUCAAAAAUAGCUGCACGACCGUGGGCGAGGGUCCUCACUGGGAUGAGACCUCGCAAAGUCUCUUCUACGUGGACGUCAGGAGUCUCGACGUUCAUCGAUGGGACUCCGUGACGGGACAGGACACCAAAGUCCACCUCAAGGACAAAGUCAGCUUUGUGGUUCCACGAAGACGCGGUGGAUACAUCAUCGUGGGUCGUCGUUUGUCUCUGCUUGAGUGGGAAACAGGUACAGUCACAGACAUAAGCGAAGUAGAUCGUGACACGGGCAACAACCUCAACGACGGCAAAUGCGACGCCAAGGGACGUUUGUGGACAGGUACGAUGGGCUUCAUCCCACGUCCACCACACCCUCCGAUGGGGUCAAUGUAUAGCCUUGACCUUGAUCGCACCGUGACGAAGCACCUGUCCGGUGUCUACAUCUCCAACGGACUGGCCUGGACAGGUGACAACAAAACGAUGUUCUACAUCGACUCGCCCCCAAAGAAAGUCUACGCCUUCGACUUUGACCUGGAAAACGGAACCGUCAGUAACCAGAGAGUGGCUGUGGAUUACGAGACGCUUGCUCCAGAUGUACGAGGGAACCCGGACGGGAUGACAAUCGACACAGAGGACAAACUAUGGGUGGCAUGUGUCCGUGGCGGCCAGGUGUGCAGGUUCGACCCCGAAACAGGCAAGCUAUUGCAGACGAUAGAGUUCCCAACAUCAGACAUCACAUCCCUUUGCUGGGGAGGAAAAAACUUGGACGAACUUUAUGUCACCUCAGCACUGAUUUCCAAAUCAGAAGAGUAUUUCCGCCAGCACGAGCCUCUGGCCGGUUCUGUCUUCCGAGUCACUGGGCUUGGUGUGAAGGGUCGCUCCGCAUAUGUGUAUGAAGGUUAACCAAUAUUUAUAGAAAAUACUAAUUUUCUUCUUUUAUUAUAUUAAAUCCAGUGCGAGUCAGCGAUUCAGCUUGGAUAAUCUUUUUGCCGGUGUGUGCACAAUCUUAUCUUUUCUUCAAAGUAGACGUACUCUAUCUUUUCACACAUUACACCAUUAAAUAAUAGCCAACCACCUGCAAUUUUUUGCCAAUGACUUAUUUUACAAUUUUGUAAAAUUUUAGGUAAUAAGAAAGAAAAAUGAAUAUUAAAGACAGCUAAAACCCACCUUUAUUUUUAAUAAAUAUUUUCGUAAUCCA